UCUGUCCGUGUCCAGGUUUGGUUCCAGAAUCGUCGGGCUAAGUGGCAACGUCAGGAAAAGAUGGACUCUAGCUCCAUGAAGCUCCAUGACUCCCCCAUGCUGCCCUUCAACCGGCCGCCCAUGCACUCCAACGCGGGGCCCAUGUCUAACCCCUGGCUGACCUCUCCCAUGACUAGUGCCGCCCCCAUGAACACUAUCCCUGGCUACAUGGGCCCAGGGCAGAGCCCUUACCUCCAGUCUGCUUACCCUAGCCACUCCCACAGCCAAAGCUUCCUCAACAGCCCUCCAGUACAUGGCAAGGUGCACCAGGGGAUGGUGCAGGGCAUGCAGUUAAUGGCCCCGUCUCCAUGUCAGUGUCUUCCCACCUUCAACGAUAAGUAACCAAUGAAGGCUAAGGAGCACAUUCGGUCCAUGGAUAAAACCUGGCAGCACAUGUGAUCAGAAGAAGGAGAAAAUACGUUCUGUGUGAUGACCAACUUAAACAAAUGUGAUAACAAAAACAAAGAGAUUCUGUGUAAAGGAUGUUCAACUAAAUGAAUGUAGCUAUGUUCCCAAGCUUUUUUUUCUUUCUUGGUUUAAAAUCCUGACAGAGAGAAUACUUUGUGUGUCACCUUGUCAGCUUGUUGAGUGACUCGUAAAGACAGAACUGAGCUACAAGCAUUGAUGAUUGAUUUAUACUCUGGAUGCAAUUAAGCUUGUACUGUAAGGGUAUUGCAAUGGACGGCUGAAUUUGACCAGUGUAUCUCUAGUUAAUACUCUAUCCGUUUAAAGCGACAGGACAGACAGCGACAGGACAGACACUGCUUACUUCCAUAUUAGGGCCAGGAGUCUUUCCUGACAAUGUGGCCUGACUAAGAAAUCCUCCUGGCCCUGAUGAGGCAACAGGUCUUGGUGACUGAGGAAAUCCUCUGUCUUUCGUAAUCUGUUAUGCCUGGAAAUUUGUGCAGACAAGCAUACCUAUUUACACCUAAUUAACUGUUUUUAAAGUGAUUGACAUUAAAAACAGUCAACCCCCACACACACUCAUUUACAGAGAUGCUGCUAGGUUUGUUACCUUAUGUUCAAACAUACAGUGCCUUCAGAAAGUAUGCAUACCCCUUGACUUAUUCCACAUUUUGUUGUGUUACAGCCUGAAUUCAAAAUGGAUUAAAUUGAGAAGAAAGAAAAAUGUAUUGAAAAUGAAAUACUGAAAUAUCAAAUUUACAUAUUUUCUGGUAAGUCGUAGAGCUUUGCACACCUGGAUAGUGCAACUUUUGCCCAUUAAUCUUUUCAACAUUCUUCAAGCUCUGUCAAAAUGGUUGUUGAUCAUUGCUAGACAACAAUUUUCAGGUCUUGCCGUAGA
Salmo salar (Atlantic salmon) is the source of this 1342-nucleotide messenger RNA. RefSeq names its product retinal homeobox protein Rx1. Gene Ontology annotation, molecular function: DNA-binding transcription factor activity, RNA polymerase II-specific; RNA polymerase II cis-regulatory region sequence-specific DNA binding. Lineage: Eukaryota; Metazoa; Chordata; Actinopteri; Salmoniformes; Salmonidae. The record is from RefSeq and is a predicted model, not a curated record. Gene Ontology annotation, biological process: positive regulation of transcription by RNA polymerase II.